Molecule: messenger RNA, 3279 nt
Organism: Colletotrichum truncatum
Lineage: Eukaryota; Fungi; Ascomycota; Sordariomycetes; Glomerellales; Glomerellaceae
Product: DUF1740 domain containing protein
Biological process (GO): negative regulation of RNA catabolic process; regulatory ncRNA-mediated heterochromatin formation
Cellular component (GO): catalytic step 2 spliceosome
Molecular function (GO): protein binding
Source: RefSeq, a predicted model, not a curated record
AUGUCAGACAACAGGGAUAGGAAGUUGACGGUACCGAAGUUCUCAUCUUUCAAACCGAAGACCGCAACUCCUGCAUCCAUAGCACAGCCUUUAGUUGAUGAAACUUCCCAUGACCAGAAAAAUGGAGCAGAUGAGGUUACCAAAGAGAGGCGACUACGACAUGAAUCUCGACAUCGUGGCGAUCAUGGAAAGCACCGUUCAGAGCAUCGCCAUCGUGAUCGAAAGCGCAGCAAUAGCGAAGAACGAUUAGAUGCUGCUCAAACUCGGACUGCAACCAAAAGUCUGAACAACAGAGCCGGAGAUAAUGUUUUCUUCUUUAUUGAUAAAAAAGGUGACCCUUUGAUCAGGAGGUACGGUGGUAAUGAUCGUGGCCGUGUUCCGUUAUACCGCCGUGGGGGUCGAGGGCGAGUUCUUGGCUCAGAUGGGUACCUUUACAUCCACAGAGACGGCCCCCAGGAAAAGUUCAGCAUUCGACAGCCGGGUGAAAGUAGUUCAACUUGGCGAGAUAGGGCAUUGUUUCAACCCAAGGUGCAUCGAGUUAAGACAAAACGCAUACGGGUCCGGAACGAAAUUCGGGAUGAGGCUCACAGCGUGGAAGAAGAUUUCGUACCGCUAGGCGGCUCAUCUAAGCGGCGCCGUGACGAAGAACCAGAGGCUUCUGAGAACGAGGAACCUUCAUACAGAUCAAUCGAGGGCAAGGCCAAAGCUCAUGAGUUCUCUGACAGCGAUAUCGACUAUGACACUGAUCAGGAUGAUGCUUUGAACUUGGAUACAGACGAUCCCUUGAAGCAACGGUCAAUUCAACUGUCCCGUCGGGUUAAGGAGCACCCUGAAGACAUAGCAGGCUGGCUUGAGCUUAUUGCACACCAAGAUGUCUUGUUGAACGCUGGAGAAACCCUAGAUCGCGAAGUGACCAAGGGCGAGGUACACAGUUUUGCAGAGAUAAAAAUUUCAAUGUACGAGUCUGCACUUGCCCAGGCAAGGAAGUCCGAAUAUGAGGAACGGCUUCUCGUUGGCUUGAUGCUUGAAGGCGCCAAAGUGUGGUCUGCUUCGAAGCUCGAAACCCGGUGGGAGGAAGUGGAGAGGAAGCAUGAAUCAAGCUUUUGCCUUUGGAAAGCGAGAGUUGAUCAUAAACUCACAAGCUUGGCGACAUUCCAGUUCAACAACAUCAAAUCGUUACACGUUGCUCGGUUACGAGCCAUUGCGAAGCAAGAAUCUGUCUCAACCUCUCCUGGGCCAGGCUAUAACACGAAUACCGCUGAAAUUUCGCGAUAUGAACAAAUGAUUUACGUGUUUCUCAGGGCCACGAAAUUUAUGUACGACUCGGGCUAUCGUGAGUUGGCCGUGGCAGCAUGGCAGGCGCUUCUGGAACUCAACUUAGAGCGCCCAGCGAGUUAUGGAGCACUGCCGGAUUCAGAGAUCCUCGACUCAUUCAAGGACUUCUGGGAAGACGAAGGACCAAGAAUAGGCGAUAAGCACGCUCCUGGCUGGAGCCAGUUUGUCCAGGCAGACGGAAUAAGUGACCCACCCGAAACGCAAAAAGAUGACGAUAACAUCGUUCAAUCACGGGAUUUAUAUAAGUCCUGGGGUGCAACAGAAAGGCUUCGAGCCACAGCUUCACGAAAUCCAGCGAGAGCUACGGAUGAUGUGUCAGAGGACGAUCCGUACCGUGUCGUCAUGUUUUCGGAUAUUGAGGAGUUACUCUUUGUUGUACCAGCUGACACCAUCUCUAAGAUUUGGAAACAACUUGUAGAUGGAUUUUUACUUUUCUGCUGUCUGCCUCCUGCAUUUCGGACGAGCGAAUGGAUCAAAGCUGCGGAAGAUGACCCUCUGCUUAUAGGCGGCUUGAGCUUGUUCGAGGGCGACGUGCUUCACAAACCGAAUGAGCCUGAUGUUAUGGAUGAGACAAAGAAAAUUCCAUCAUUCAAACAGGAUGGAUUGCGGGUCGCUGCCUCGGCUGACCUUUUGUUUGCUACCUCUGAAUGGUUUCCAUUUAUCUCAGGCUGGGUUUGUACAUCUAAGUCUGCAGAUGGCCCAGUGGAUUUAGCGUGGGUUGCGAAUAGUCUCCGGCAACUAACAACCGUCAGCAACCUUAAGGAGCUAGCAGAAUACUCGCUGGCGGUUGAUAUGGUUAACGAACCUAGCAACAUCAAAAAGCGCGCUAGGGCCCUCAUCAAACAUGAUCCUACCAACCUAGGGCUUUAUAAUGCAUACGCUUUAGCUGAGUCUGCCAAAGGUAACCUUGAUGUUGGGCGUCAGGUCAUCUUAUCAGCAAGUGGUCUUCCCUCCCAGCCUCCGGGCUGCGGCCGGAAAUUUCUGUUGUGGAAGACAUGGGCAUGGGCGGAGCUAGAUGCCGGGAACAAGACGCAAGCUGUCGUGCCCUUAUGUGCAACAGUCGAAGAGUCUUUAAGAAAGACGCCGGACGCGAUAGCUGUGACGCCUAUGCAAAUCCUGAAGGCUCGCCAGACGUUGCUGGAUACCCUCGAGGGGCAACUCUCAAUGCGGGAACUAGAUGACGCCGCUAUCAGCACUGAAUGUUUGGCACUUCUCGUGUAUCUUACCACCCAAGAAGCUUCCGAACCCACAUCUGAGGCUCAGGGAAGCAUCUCAAUGGCGAUGGAAAGAGUGUGGACAGUUUCCUCGGAACUGUGCGCUCAAGGUCAGGCAACGUCCCAAACUCAUGAGAGGUUAUUACAAGCUGGUGCGAGGCUCCUUUAUCACCAUGCCAGCCGGGGACCUUUCCGGCGCGCCUAUCUGAGAGAGCAGCUCGCGCAAUGCAUAAAGCUAUUUCCACACAAUACUAUUUUCCUUACUCUGUUCUCUUGGGCAACGACCACGUUUGGAAUUGACGAUCCAGUUCGUGAAAUUCUUCGUGAAGUCUCACUCACGAGCAACAACGACUCCGUUAGCAGCCGUAUGUUUGCGAUACGGUACGAGCUACGAAAAGGAAAUGUUCACUCCACGCAUGCGGCAUUUGAGCGGGCACUCGACAGCCCUGCUUGCAAGUCAAAUCCAGAACUCUGGCGUUGCUACAUAAAAUUCAGUUACGCAAGAAAACAGUUUCGAUCCAAGGCCAAGGAGGUCUUCUUUCGAGGUUUGCGGCACUGUCCUUGGUCGAAAGACCUGGCUCUUGAAGCAUACACAACGCUCGUCAAUAUAAUGGACGAGUUUGAACUCAAGUCGGUCUUCAACACAAUGGCUUCCAAGGGACUGCGCAUACAUGUCGACUUGGACGAGUUCGCAGCCAAGCAUGAGAAAAGUAGGGCUAAGCAUCGCUAG